CUGCUCCAAUGGACAAAGGUCUUCACUUCAUGUUCUUUGUGAUUACAACCAUGCUGCUCCUGAGAGAAUCAAGCCAGACAGGAGCUGCAAGGAAUGAUGAUGCUGUGAGGAAGGGCACUGACUCAAGGGGACCAGAAGAGGGUCGUCCAACUCUGACUGUCACAACAAUCCUGGAAGAUCCUUACGUGAUGGUGAGGAGUGCAGAGCUGGAGGGGUACUGCAUCGACCUGCUGACGGCCCUGGCUGCAAUGCUGCACUUCAGCUACAGGGUGAAGGUGGUGGGCGAUGGGCAGUAUGGAGCCCUCUCUCCCGGUGGGAACUGGACGGGGAUGGUUGGCGAGAUUUUGAGACAGGAAGCAGAUAUUGCAGUAGCUCCCUUGACAGUCACGUCGGCAAGGGAAGAGGUGGUCUCCUUCACCACACCGUUCCUGCAGACUGGGAUUGGGAUCUUGCUUCGCAAAGACACCGUCUCUCAGGAGAUGUCUUUCUUCCACUUCCUGGCUCCUUUCAGUAAGGAGACCUGGACUGGCCUUUUAUUUGCUUAUGUGCUGACGUGCAUCUGCCUCUUUCUUGUUGCCAGACUGAGCCCCUGUGAAUGGAAUGAGCCAAAAAAUGAAGAGAACCACUUUACCUUCUUAAACAGCCUCUGGUUUGGGGCAGGAGCCCUCGCCCUGCAAGGUGUCACCCCUCGGCCCAAAGCGCUCUCCGUGCGGGUCGUCGCUGCUGUCUGGUGGCUGUUCACCAUCGCCUUGCUGGCCGCCUACAUCGCCAACUUCACCGCUCUGCUGAGCUCCGGCAGCGAGCAGCUCCCAAUCCAGACUUUCGAGGAUCUUGUGAAGCAAAGAAACCUUGAAUUUGGGACACUGGACGGCUCCUCUACUUUCUACUUCUUCAAGAACUCCAAGAAUCCUAUUCAUCAGAUGAUCUAUGAAUACAUGGACAAGAGACGGGACCACGUUUUAGUCAAAACCUACCAGGAAGCUGUUCAGCGUGUGAUGGAAUCAAACUAUGCCUUCAUUGGUGAAUCCAUCUCUCAAGACCUUGCAGCUGCCAGGCACUGCAACUUGAUCAGAGCCCCAGAAGUUAUCGGAGCCAGAGGCUUUGGCAUCGCCACUCCGCAGGCAUCCCCGUGGACUAAGAAGCUCUCCAUUGCUGUCCUCAAGCUGCGGGAAUCGGGCGACCUGGACUACUUGCGCAACAAGUGGUGGGAGACCAGCUGCCUUCACAAGAGCAGGGACCGCUGGAGCCCUCUGCAGCCCCAGGCGCUGGGGGGGCUCUUCCUGACGCUCGCCAUCGGCCUCGCGCUCGGAGUGAUCGCAGCGGUGGUGGAGCUCUCCAACAAGUGCAGACACGCCGCGGGGCACGUGAAGAAAUCUUGUUGCUCCGUUUUCACAGAAGAAUUGUGCACUCGUCUACGUAUAAAAGAUAAUUCAAGACAAAGCCAGGAGACUUCAGGGAGGGCUAAUGUUUAGGAAUUUUUUGCAGAAGGCAUGGGCAUGUAUUAGCUUUAUGCCAUAUAUAUUUCAUAGGAACUACAUCAACGUAGAAAGAUGUUCUUCUGUGAGUCUAGA
Messenger RNA from Apaloderma vittatum (bar-tailed trogon), 1571 nucleotides. RefSeq names its product probable glutamate receptor. Gene Ontology annotation, molecular function: transmitter-gated monoatomic ion channel activity involved in regulation of postsynaptic membrane potential; AMPA glutamate receptor activity. The transcript has 10 exons. The record is from RefSeq and is a predicted model, not a curated record. Gene Ontology annotation, biological process: monoatomic ion transport; modulation of chemical synaptic transmission; synaptic transmission, glutamatergic. Bases 9 to 1472 code for a protein of 487 amino acids. Gene Ontology annotation, cellular component: postsynaptic membrane; AMPA glutamate receptor complex; dendritic spine. Lineage: Eukaryota; Metazoa; Chordata; Aves; Trogoniformes; Trogonidae.